Neocloeon triangulifer is the source of this 1749-nucleotide messenger RNA. RefSeq names its product zinc finger protein 616-like. The coding region runs from base 1 to 1749 and encodes 582 amino acids. Gene Ontology annotation, biological process: regulation of transcription by RNA polymerase II. The transcript has 3 exons. The record is from RefSeq and is a predicted model, not a curated record. Gene Ontology annotation, molecular function: RNA polymerase II transcription regulatory region sequence-specific DNA binding; DNA-binding transcription factor activity, RNA polymerase II-specific. Lineage: Eukaryota; Metazoa; Arthropoda; Insecta; Ephemeroptera; Baetidae. Gene Ontology annotation, cellular component: nucleus.
AUGCUGUGCGACCACCCGGACUUCCACAAACUCGAGUGCGGGCAGUGCGGAAAGCGGCUGUGGUGCCGCGGACACAUGCGGCGGCACUGGCGGACGCACCUGCAGGCGCUGGUGUUCGGCCACCGGUGCCAGGAGUGUCCGAAGGCGUUCAAGCGGCUGCGCAGUCUGCGGCAGCACGUCAAGGUGUCGCACCCUGAGAAGGCGCAGGUGCGGCAGUGCCGCUUCUGCCUGGCCGUCUUCAACAGCACCGACAAGCUCGAGUACCACGAACGCAAGCACACGGGCGAGCGACCCUUCGCGUGCCUCACCUGCGGCAACGCGUACAUCUCGGACUACGCCCUGAAGCAGCACGAAAAGCUGCACGACCCUCCCGAGGACGCGUUCACCUGCGAGAUCUGCGGCAAGUGCUUCGCCUUCCGCAACUACCUCACCCAGCACCGCAAGAUCCACUUCGCGGAGGCGCGGACCGAAAAGUGCCACCUGUGCGGCUGGAGCACCUACAGCAGGGCCGUCCUGAAGAACCACCUGCUGACGCACACCGGCGAGAAGAACGUGACCUGCGAGGAGUGCGGCCGCUCGUUCGCGCACAAGGCCCUGCUGCACGACCACCGCGUCCGCAUGCACAGCGAGCACAAGCCGAGCCACCUGUGCACCUACUGCGGCAAAACCUUCGCCACCGGCACCAGCCUGCGCAGGCACAUCGGCCUUCACCAGGGCCUGCGACCCUACGAGUGCACCCUGUGCGGAACCACCUUCGCCCAGCGCUACACCCUGAGGACCCACCAACGCUUGGUGCACAAGGUGCUGCCCUACAAGUGCGACAUGUGCGACCUGACGUUCAAGUUGAAGAACGAAAUGCAGCGGCACCGGGUCGACGCGCACCUGACGACGCGCGGUGCUGGUGAAGUGCCCGAAAAAAGAUGGGAGCUGUGGACAGAGGCCGCGCCCGAGUCGGACGACGACUCGAAAGACGCCGACUACGCGCCGCCGCCUCCGCUCAAGAUGCGCCUCCGACUGACGGAAAACGUUCCUGCCCGCCGAAAACGCGGCCGCCCACGCAAAGUUCCACAAACCGGAGGGGAAGACGAAUUGCACCAAGAGAAAAAUCCGCAACCAAAGAAACGCGGCCGGAAACCGGCUGAACCCGAAUGCUUGCUCAGAGCAGACGUUCAAGACGAGGAGGAAAUUUUCUACUCAGAGGAGAAAAAAUCGAAAUUGGAGUGGAGGGACCGGUCGUACAUGUGCGAGUUGUGCGGGAAGCAUCUGAAGAGCAGCAAGUCGCUGGCCAGCCACAGGGAGAUCCACUUUGCGCGGCGGUACGUGUGUGACCUGUGCAAAAGGGCGUUCCACUUUAAGGACACGCUUCGCAAACACAUGAACUCGCAUCUAGGGCUGCGCGAGUACCAGUGCGAAUACUGCGUCAAGGCGUUCAAGCUGCACUCGACGCUACAGGCGCACAUCAACGUGGUCCACCUGGGCUCGGUGAAGGCGACCUUCGAGUGCAUCGUGUGCAAAAAGAGUUUCCACAAGAAGGACCACUACGACCGACACACGCGCACCCACACCGGCGAGCGGCCGUACGCGUGCGAACUGUGCGAGUGGAAGUUCGCCAACGUGUUCAACCUGCGCCAGCACAAGAUCAGCAUCCACAAAGUGAUGCCCUUCCCCUGCCAGCACUGCCCGCAGGGCUUCAAAGCCAAGAAGCUGCUCGCCGAGCACUGCGUCGUCGCGCACGCCAUUUACAUUUGA